CGGGGCGUGGCGGGGCCGGCGCCUGUUUACGUCCGGCUCCGGAGCGUCAGUGCGUCCGCCGCGUCUGCGCCAUGGAUAUCAGCGACCUCUUCACCAGCUGCAGGAAGGGAGACGUGGGUCGAGUGCGGUACCUGCUGGAGCAGCGAGACGUGGAUGUGAAUGUAUGGGACAAGUGGGAUAGUACCCCCUUGUACUAUGCCUGUCUAUGUGGGCAUGAAGAACUGGUACUCUACCUUCUGGCCAAUGGAGCCCGCUGUGAGGCCAACACCUUCCACGGUGAACGCUGCUUCUAUGGGGCUGCAAGUGAUACCAUCCGCCGGGCCCUGCUUGAUUAUAAGCAAGUGACACCCUCCUCCAGGAGGCGGGACUACUAUGAUGAAUUCCUGCAACGGCUUCUGGAUCAAGGCAUCCACAGUGAUGUGCUCUUUGUGGUGCACGGGAAGCCCUUCCGGGCCCAUCGCUGCAUUCUGGGUGCACGUAGCAGCUACUUUGCCAACAUGCUGGAUACCAAGUGGAAGGGCAAGAGCAUCGUGGUCCUCAGACAUCCACUGAUCAACGCUGUGGCCUUUGGGGCCCUGCUGCAGUACCUGUACACAGACAGUGGCUCUUGUGGGGAAAUUAAGGCAGCAUGUAGGCCCAGAAGUCUCAGCAGAGGGACCACCUAUGAAACGCUGUGCCUGGGCACUGCUAACGGCCGCUCUCAGGCGCUGAGCCUCCCACGCUGCACCCAGGUGGCCUGGAUGUCGGUGUGGAACACAUCAGUGACUGUGAGCGCCUGGCCAAGCAGUGCCAGCUAUUGGAUCUGCUCAACGACCUGGAGGCCAAGUGCAAGGAAGUGUCUGAGUUUGGGUGAUCUUGGGGAGUUGCCUUUCCCUUUCCCUGAUGGCUUCAACAGCUGUCCUGAUGUUUGCUUCCAAGUGGAGGGUUGCAGCUUCCUCUGCCACAAGGCCUUCUUCUGUGGCCGCAGCGACUACUUCCGGGCCCUGCUGGAUGACCACUUCCGAGAGAAUGAAGGGCUAGAGGCCUCUGGUGGCCUCCCAGCCAUCACCCUGCAUGGCCUCACGCCCCACGUCUUCACCCAUGUGCUCUACUACAUAUACACCAACCACACCGAGGUGCCCCCGGAGGUGGCCUAUGAUGUGCUGAGCAUGGCCGACAUGUACCUGUUGCCGGGCCUGAAACGACUGUGUGGCCGCAGUCUGGCCCAGCUGCUGGAUGAGGACAGUGUGGUGGGCCUGUGGCGUGUGGCCAAGCUGUUCCGCCUGGCACGCCUCGAGGACCAGUGCACCGAGUACAUGGCCAAGGUUAUCGAGAAGCUGGUGGAGCAGGAGGACUUCUCGGAGGCCGUGAGGGAGGAGGCGGCGGCUGUGAGAGGCCGGCAGGAGCAGGACUCCAUCCCUCUGGUAGAUGACAUCCGCUUCCACAUCACCAGCGUGGUGCAGACCUACAGCAACAUUAAGGAGAUGGAGCGGCGGCUGCAUGCACUUGAGGACCUGCUGGUGUCCAUUGGCCUGGACUGCUGACUGACGCUGGGCCACGGGCUCCCUGUGGACUACGCAUGUGGUUUGGUCGACCACGUGCUCCAUUGUGUGCUCCUUGCGCCCUCCAGGGCAUCGUGGUGUGUGGAAGAGACUCAUUGAGGCUCCCCACCCUGGUGUGCUUGGAGGCCCCGAGGAGGGUUACCUAGGAUGAGCUUCCUCCCCCGUGCACAAACCAGCCCCUCAGCCCUGGGCUGGGCACCACUCAGGGAAACCUGGGGUGGGAUCUCUUAGCCUCCUCCCCAGGUCCCCCUCCCCUCCACUCUGGCUCUCCCUGGCCGCUUGCUUCCUAAAACCACGCCACCUUCUCACAGGCACAGAGAUGGCCAGGAGGGAGCAGCAGAGUCUGUGUGGCAAUAAAGCUUGAAUUCACUGGGAA
This is a messenger RNA of Myotis daubentonii (Daubenton's bat), 1917 nucleotides long. It is a transcript of the gene ABTB1, whose product is annotated as ankyrin repeat and BTB domain containing 1. Gene Ontology annotation, molecular function: protein binding. Gene Ontology annotation, cellular component: ubiquitin ligase complex; cytoplasm. The record is from RefSeq and is a predicted model, not a curated record. NCBI's taxonomy places the organism in Eukaryota, Metazoa, Chordata, Mammalia, Chiroptera, Vespertilionidae.